Messenger RNA from Myotis daubentonii (Daubenton's bat), 1732 nucleotides. It is a transcript of the gene RPL27, whose product is annotated as ribosomal protein L27. The record is from RefSeq and is a predicted model, not a curated record. Gene Ontology annotation, molecular function: structural constituent of ribosome. Gene Ontology annotation, cellular component: ribosome. Lineage: Eukaryota; Metazoa; Chordata; Mammalia; Chiroptera; Vespertilionidae. Gene Ontology annotation, biological process: translation.
AAAUGGGCAAGUUUAUGAAACCCGGGAAGGUGGUGCUGGUCCUGGCCGGACGCUACUCCGGACGCAAAGCCGUCAUCGUGAAGAACAUUGAUGAUGGCACCUCGGACCGCCCCUACAGCCAUGCUCUGGUGGCUGGAAUUGACCGCUACCCCCGAAAAGUCACAGCUGCCAUGGGCAAGAAGAAAAUUGCCAAGAGGUCAAAGAUCAAGUCUUUUGUGAAAGUUUAUAACUACAAUCACCUCAUGCCCACAAGGUACUCUGUGGAUAUCCCCUUGGACAAAACUGUUGUCAACAAGGACGUUUUCAGAGACCCUGCUCUAAAACGCAAGGCCCGGCGGGAGGCCAAAGUCAAGUUUGAAGAGAGAUACAAGACCGGCAAGAACAAAUGGUUCUUCCAGAAGCUGCGGUUUUAGAUAUAUUUUGUUUCUGUCAUUAAAAAUCCAAAAAAAAAAAUCCGUGUCUGCCUGUUGCAUGUAUUAUUUAUUCAUCUGGGAAAGGAGAAUGGUCGAAAGAUAAAAGGCUGGUGGAUGAGGGGCUGUGGAAAAAAUAUAAAACUUAAAUCUGCCUUUGGGAGACUUGAGCUAGUUCUCAGCUUGAUAAUCUUUAAUGAACCACUUCCCAAAAGGGCUACUGUUGACAUUUUUAGGUGCAGUUUUUUGGCAUCCCUGACUUCAGCUCUUUACGUCCUUAGAGAACCUGCCCGCCCACCCACCGCCAGAGGACAACCAAACGCCCCUCUGAGUGAUGUCCGCUGACUUUCAGAUUGAGAACUAACCUGAGGUUCUCACAUCUUGGCAUUGGUGGUUUGUCAAACCAGUCACCCUAUGGGUCAGAUUUAGUUGGUAAGAAUUUCUAGCGAGCUGUCUGGUGAUACUGGUGCUCCUCCAAUGAGGACCACGCUGGAGGGGGCCAGGCCAAGAGCAGCCAUUUCUAGUGGGACCAGGGAGAGGUCCCCUAACAGCCUGGGCUAGCAGCGACUGGCCAAUAAAAGGGUGUGCCCAGCAGGUGUUGCUCAGUGGUUGAGCAUCGAUCUAUGAAUCGGGUGGUCAGGGCACAUGCCAGGGUUGCAGGCUCAAUCCCCAGUAGGAGAUGUACCGGAGGCAGCCAAUCCAUGAUUCUCAUCAUUUCCCUCUCCCUCUGAAAUCAGUUUUAAUUUUUUUUUUAAGGGUGUGAUUCUCGAGGGCUUGGGAUACUUGUGACCCUGUUAGGAAUGAGAGGCUCUCCAGCUGAGCUGGUUCUCAGUCACGGUGAAACUAGGAUCCAGAGACCUACCUAUUCGCCAAGCCUGAGGCACACUUCCACCUGGGGUGGGGUUGUGAGAAGGGCUCAUAAGUUACUGGUAUAAAAAUCCUGGACUAGAUGAAAAUACAGUGUUUUAUGUACUUUAGUUUGGCUCCUCUCACCUUUAAGUAUUGGGCAUCUCUAUUGAAACCCUCCUGUUAGCUUGUACUCGAGUCCCAAGUGGAAAUGAGUUUAAACCCUGCUUUGAUUAAAAAUACAAGUUCUCAUGCCUCAAAGCCCAAGUUCAAACUGUCCAAGUUUGGAUACAUGCUUCACCUCCUACAAUGUGACAUUGGGCAAGUUUAUGUCCUUCAGAAGUUUAGGAUCUCAUCUGUAAAAUCUGGAAAGAACUAAGGGGUUGUUUUGAAGAUUGAGUUUCAUGCAAAACAGAACCAGUAUUGGACACAGCAGUGCUCAAUAAAUGCUGUGGUAACAACUUUGUGAACUUGGA